AUGGAAUAUUUAUCAAUAACAUAUUCCAUGCGAGCAAUCAAGAACCCAUCCUACUACCUGACAGGUAUUUUAUCCGUAAAUUUGUCAAGCGACGUUCUAUUUAGCGUGAAGUUGCGUUUUCCAAGUACAAAAAUUGUUCUGCUGGUUGAGACUGUGAAUACUGCGGAAGACUCUUUUUGUGAAGGACAAAAUCCCUCGUGCCCGGUUCACGUUCAUGACACACCUUCAUCGGUUCCCAGAAGCAGAGGCCAAUUUUUGCCAACAAGUCACUGCAAUGGCUUUCAGCAAGCGUCAAAAAAAGAGGUAGAGCAACCGGAACGACUUUGGAUGACACAAGACCCCCAGAAUGGCAGUCCGAGUAUUCCAAAAAAAGAAGAGGAAUACGAAACUGAAGCGGGUCGUUACAAUAUUGUAUCAUACCGACUGAACCCUUUCUCCUUGACAUGUCCAUUAACCGUGGAGACAGACUUUGAAUCUACAGCAUCCUAUUGGAGAUUUACACCGUCCAUAACUUUCCCGACGGGACCAGGUGCGCAAGAUAGCACCUUUGCAGUAAAGACAUGUCCCUCGGUCUCGACUUUUCAAACUUCUGGAAUUGGCUGCACUCUCCCUAUGACUAACGACCAAAGUCAACACAAUGUAGACGCUGUGCUUUCUUCC
Molecule: messenger RNA, 660 nt
Organism: Opisthorchis viverrini
Lineage: Eukaryota; Metazoa; Platyhelminthes; Trematoda; Opisthorchiida; Opisthorchiidae
Exons: 2
Source: RefSeq, a predicted model, not a curated record